UUUGCGGAUCAGUUCGUUGAGACUUUAGGGCAAGAUGUGAUCGUUGGAAUGUGUAUGAAGGGUGAGGCGAAUGGUGCCUUUGUGGUUGCCGAGGCGUUGAGUGGAGGUAACGCAAAGUGUUUAGUGAAGGGUUGGUUUGGCGUCAAUGUGGUCAAGGAGAUUGAGGACGGUGACAUAAAUGAUAAAAAUAUGUUAUUAGAGAACAUAUGCCAGUUGUAG
This is a messenger RNA of Desarmillaria tabescens, 219 nucleotides long. RefSeq lists its product as uncharacterized. The annotation marks the transcript as partial. Lineage: Eukaryota; Fungi; Basidiomycota; Agaricomycetes; Agaricales; Physalacriaceae. The transcript has a single exon. The record is from RefSeq and is a predicted model, not a curated record.